Ailuropoda melanoleuca (giant panda) is the source of this 1465-nucleotide messenger RNA. It is a transcript of the gene SLC38A11, whose product is annotated as solute carrier family 38 member 11. NCBI's taxonomy places the organism in Eukaryota, Metazoa, Chordata, Mammalia, Carnivora, Ursidae. Gene Ontology annotation, biological process: amino acid transmembrane transport. Gene Ontology annotation, molecular function: L-amino acid transmembrane transporter activity. The record is from RefSeq and is a predicted model, not a curated record. Gene Ontology annotation, cellular component: membrane.
GGUGGGGCCAGGGGCGACCGCGGGACCGCUCGCUCCCCUCUCCCGCCGCGCUCGGACUCCAGCUGUGCAAGGUCGCGGAGGAGGCUGGGCAGGCUUGAGUGGGAUACCGAGGCCCUCGAGCCUUCCACGUGCUGAAGCCUCUGUAACAGCCAUGGGCUACCAGGCGCAGGGGCCCGUCAUCCCUCCGCAGAGCAAUCUAGAUGACAGAGAAACCCUCCUUUCUGAACAUAAGCACAAGGGGAAAACUUACCGUCAGUUCACAGCUGUUUUUAAUGUUGUCAACUCGAUUAUAGGAUCUGGUAUAAUAGGAUUGCCUUAUUCAAUGAAGCAAGCUGGCUUUCCUCUGGGAAUAUUGCUUUUAUUUGGAGUUUCAUAUGUUACAGACUUUUCCCUUGUUUUAUUGAUAAAAGGAGGGGCCCUCUCUGGAACAGACACUUACCAAUCUUUGGUCAAUAAAACCUUUGGCUUUCCAGGAUACCUCCUCCUCUCUAUUCUUCAGUUUUUUUAUCCUUUUAUAGCUAUGAUAAGUUACAACAUAAUAACUGGAGAUACCUUGAGCAAAAUUUUCCAAAGAAUCCCAGGAGUUGACCCUGAAAACUUGCUUAUUGGUCGCCACUUCAUUAUUGUGCUUUCCACGGCUGCCUUUACCCUGCCUUUGUCCUUGUAUCGAGAUAUAGCGAAGCUUGGAAAGAUCUCUUUUCUUUCAACAGUUUUAACAACUCUGAUUCUUGGAAUUGUAAUAGCAAGGGUAGUCUCAUUGGGUCCAUACAUACCAAAAACAGAAGAUGCUUGGGUAUUUGCAAAGCCCAAUGCCAUUCAGGCUCUUGGUGUGAUGUCAUUUGCAUUUAUUUGCCACCAUAACUGCUUCUUAGUUUAUGGUUCUUUGGAAGACCCCACAGUAGCUAAGUGGUCCCGCAUCAUCCACGUGUCCACCUUGGCUUCUGUACUUAUCAGUACUCUCUUCGCUACAUGUGGAUACCUGACCUUUACUGGCUUCACCCAAGUACAAAGAGAAAAGAUGAAGCAGUUGGGGCCUGUGGCCAGAGGUGUGCUCUGUGCUGCUCCACUGAUUUUUAUCAUUCCAUCAGCAUGCUAUCUGAAACUAUCUGAAGAACCAAGGACACACUCAGAUAAGAUUAUGUCCUGUGUCAUGCUUCCUGUCGGUGUCAUGGUGAUGGUUGCUGGACUCGUCAUGGCCAUCGCAAAUCCUCAAGACUGCACCCAUGGGCAGGAAAUGUUCUACUGCUUUCCUGAAAAUCUCUCCCUCACAAACAUCUCAGUUUCUCAUCUUCAACUGACAACACGAUUUCCGGUUUUAAAUAGCAGUAUCUUUCAAUGAGUUGACAUAUUUUCAAAAGUACAUAUGUUUUCAGAGACUUCUAAACCACAUCACAUUCACACACGUUUUAGUCUGUAUAUUAUAAAAUUAUUAUUUCGGCAUUUAUCAGAUUUGGUUUUCUUUACU